CUAUUAGAAUAAUUGCAAUUAUCGUACAACUUAAUCAAUCGGGCGACUACAUUUUAUCUUGAUUUCGGUAUAUUUAGAACACUAGUAAAAAAAUUGAAUAAAGAUGUAGCUUAUAAUUCGAUACCAAUCUGUCAAUUCAUAUUUCUAUGAUCAGUUUCCGUGCAUUCCGUGCAUUUAAGUAGUGUUUUGUUUUAGUAAAAUUUCACUGUUCAACCAUAUCAAUUUCAAAAUAUUCGCCAUUUCCCAAGGCAAUUUAACCUAAAUAUACAAUAAUCAUCCAUGUAUUUCAUGUUUCAACAAAAGUUCAAAAAGAUAUUUUUCCCAUUUUUUAAUAAUUCAUCAAAUAAAAUGGGGGAUUAUAGUGCAGACUGGGAUAGUCCAGACUACACGUAUGACGACGUAGAUGAUUUAGGUUCCAGCAAAUCAAAAAUUAUGCCUGCAACACGAGAGCUUGUCAACGAACUCAUCGCUUCUGACAGCGUCGUAAUAUUCUCGAAGACCUACUGCCCCUACUGUACAAUGGCUAAAGAGGUAUUCGAUAAGCUGAAACAUAAAUAUACAGCGAUUGAACUUGACUCACGGGAUGAUGGCGAUGAAAUUCAAUCUAUUCUUAGUGAAUUGACGGGUGCUAGGACUGUGCCUAGAGUUUUUGUUAAAGGUGAAUGUUUGGGGGGAGGCACUGACGUUAAGAAAAUGUUUGAAAGUGGGGAGCUUUCAAUGAAACUAAGUCAUUAAUAUCAUUGAUAUCGUAUAAUAUUUACAUGUACAGAAAAUUAAUGAUUCAUUAUGUUGAUUGCUCGAAUAUAUCAAUUCAAUCCAUGUCAACAAUAAUAAAAGAAGGUUUUCAUUUGA
Molecule: messenger RNA, 852 nt
Organism: Neodiprion virginianus
Lineage: Eukaryota; Metazoa; Arthropoda; Insecta; Hymenoptera; Diprionidae
Product: glutaredoxin-like
Exons: 3
Coding region: 280-735 (151 amino acids)
Biological process (GO): cellular response to oxidative stress
Cellular component (GO): cytoplasm
Molecular function (GO): glutathione disulfide oxidoreductase activity
Source: RefSeq, a predicted model, not a curated record